GAAGAAAUGUCAAGGAAACGGCGGAAACACACACUCUGACGCCUGUGCGAGAACGAGGAACGCGUCUGCAUCACGCAAGCCGCCGAAAGAGCGAAAAGGGGACGACGAUCGAGAGAGUCGCGGAGGAGAAGGCGCAUGGCGACGCUGCAGGGUUGGAGGAAGGCCGUGGGCGCGCUCAAAGACUCCACCACCGUCGGCCUCGCCAACCUCAACAGCGAUUUUAAGGAUUUGGAUGUGGCGAUCGUGAAGUCCACCAAUCAUGUCGAGUGCCCGCCCAAGGAGCGACAUCUAAGGAAGAUCUUGGCGGCCACUUCGAUCACCCGCCCUCGCGCAGAUGUAGCCUAUUGCAUCCACGCCCUUGCACGGAGACUCGCCAAGACGCGCAAUUGGACGGUGGCGUUAAAGACACUGAUAGUAAUCCAUAGGGCUCUUAGGGAGGGUGACCCCACAUUUCGUGAAGAGCUUCUUAAUUUCUCACAAAGGGUCCGAAUUCUUCAACUAUCAAAUUUCAAGGAUGAUUCAAGUCCUAUUGCUUGGGAUUGCUCUGCGUGGGUGCGUGCUUAUGCUUUGUUUUUGGAGGAAAGACUUGAAUGUUUCAAGGUCUUGAAGUAUGAUGUCGAAGCUGAGCGUUUGGUACGACCUGCUCCAGGUUCUGAAAAGGGGCAUAGUAAAACCAGAGAACUGAAAAGCGAAGAUUUAUUGGAGCAAUUGCCUGCUUUACAGCAGUUAUUAUACCGGCUUGUUGGAUGUCAUCCAGAAGGAGCAGCUGUUAGCAACUAUGUUGUCCAGUAUGCACUAGCUUUGGUACUGAAAGAGAGCUUCAAAAUAUACUGUGCGAUAAAUGAUGGUAUCAUCAACCUAGUUGACAAGUUCUUUGAGAUGCCAAGACAUGAAGCAAUCCAAGCCCUUGAAAUCUACAGAAGGGCUGGCCAACAGGCUGCAAGCCUUUCAGAAUUUUAUGAAGUUUGUCGUGGACUGGAACUCGCUAGAAACUUCCAGUUUCCAAACUUGAGGGAGCCUCCACAAUCAUUUCUGGCAACUAUGGAAGAAUACAUUAGAGAGGCUCCACGUAUGGUUUCAGUCUCAAGAGAACCGUUGGAAUUCCCAGAGAGACUCCUUCUGACUUACAAAGUCGAAGCAGUUCCUGCCACAGUUGAGGAAGAACAACCAUCUCUUGAAGAUACUGAAUCAGCAACACCCACCAUUGGAGAUGCAUCUCCCACCCCUCCCACCCCACCUCCCAAGGCAGAAAGUUCAGACACCGUAGAUCUUCUUGGACUAAAUGAAAUAAAUCCAAAUGUAUCAGCACUAGAAGAAAGUAAUGCAUUAGCCUUGGCAAUCGUUCCUGCCAGUGUUACAACUGAAUCUGGCAGCCUUCAAGAUAAAGGAUUUGAUCCAACAGGAUGGGAACUUGCCUUGGUGACUACUCCAAGUAACAAUAAUGCUGCUGUUACCGAAAGCAAACUGGCUGGUGGCUUGGAUAAACUCACGUUGGACAGUCUAUAUGAUGAGGGGGCAUACAGGCAGCAGCGACAGCAGCAGCAACCACAGUACUACGGAGCACCACCUCCAAAUCCAUUCAUGGCAUCUGAUCCAUUCGCAAUGUCAAACCAAUUUGCCGCCUCACCAGCCGUCCAAAUGGCUGCCAUGGCCCAGCAGCAACAACAGAUGCCCAUGUACAUGCAACCCAAUCCCUUCGGGCAGCCUCUCUAUCAGCAGCAGCAGCAGCAACAGCAGGUCAGCUUGGUGACUGCGCCAAAUCCCUUCGGUGAUGAUGGUUUCAGAGCCCUCCCAGGUUACAAUCCUCAACAGCCCAGCAACCCUUUCGGAAGCCCCCAGCUGAUCUAGCUCAUCGAGCCCGUAUAUUCUACCGUCCCAUGAAUUCUUUUGGAUUUUGUCUAGGAACAAAUAAGUAGUAAUUUACACGAAAAUAUAUGAAAAAUGCUGGAUGGUGCUGUGAUCAGUUUGCUUCUUGGACAAAUUGUCGAUUAGUUAACUUGUAUUGCUCAUUCAAGACUCGAGAGUUGUCUGGUUAGUUUUCAUUCCCUUUGCGAUAAUUAUUGUAUGCACUCUUUUUACCUCAUUGUGAACCAUAACAUCAUUAUCAAAUAUGCAUAUCUGUUUUUUUUAUUA
This is a messenger RNA of Zingiber officinale, 2133 nucleotides long. Its product is annotated as putative clathrin assembly protein At2g01600. Gene Ontology annotation, biological process: vesicle budding from membrane; clathrin-dependent endocytosis; clathrin coat assembly. The record is from RefSeq and is a predicted model, not a curated record. Gene Ontology annotation, cellular component: clathrin-coated vesicle; clathrin-coated pit. The coding region runs from base 136 to 1848 and encodes 570 amino acids. The transcript is spliced from 15 exons. Gene Ontology annotation, molecular function: phosphatidylinositol-4,5-bisphosphate binding; clathrin heavy chain binding; 1-phosphatidylinositol binding. NCBI's taxonomy places the organism in Eukaryota, Viridiplantae, Streptophyta, Magnoliopsida, Zingiberales, Zingiberaceae.